Molecule: messenger RNA, 3216 nt
Organism: Mangifera indica (mango)
Lineage: Eukaryota; Viridiplantae; Streptophyta; Magnoliopsida; Sapindales; Anacardiaceae
Exons: 10
Coding region: 141-3089 (982 amino acids)
Source: RefSeq, a predicted model, not a curated record
CAUAUAAAAAUGGAAAAUCAUGUACUCUCUUCUUGUCUGAUUCUUCCCAUAAACACCAAACAAAACCCUAGAAAUCUCCUUCAUCAUUUCUCAAAUCACUUAUCAUUGAUUUUCAAUUCAAUCAAAGCGCAGCUUUUUCAAUGGCUUCCACGACUGCCGCGUGCUCGCCCAGCUCUCUCCAGCUACGACUGGCUUUCAGUUUCAGGAAUUGUGCUAAUUCUCCUCCAAUUCUCGUUCGCUCUCGUUUCCGCUUCAAUCAUCCAGUUCGCUUUCUCUGCUAUUCAACAACCGAGGAACGACGUCGUAGAGGAAAUUCAUGUAUCAGGUUGAAGUCGAACUCCACGAGUGAUUCCUUUUCCGGCUGGUCCACUUCGGAUAAUGAUGGUGAAGAGUCGCUUGAAUCGCAGAGAAAGAAAUGGCUUGGAGGGAUUGUGGGUGCUGGCGUGGCUGGAGUUGUUCUGUUUGUGGGGCUUACCUUUGCCACAUUGUCUCUAAGCAAGCGGAACACUUCCAGAGUAAAACCAGAAAUGGAACCCUUGACAACUCAGCAGGAAGUUUCAUUGGCCUUUAAUAAUGAGAAAGUUAAAGUUGACGAGGAAGUUUCAUUGGCCUCUAAUAAUGAGGAAGUUAAAGUUGAUGAGGGUGGUGAUGGGAGGCACGAUGUGAAGCUAGAUGAUAACAAUGUGGAAAGCAAGACGGGUACAGAUAAUGUUCCUCAUUCUGAAUAUAAUGACGAUCCUAGUGAAAAAAAAAUGGCCAUCAAUACUGAAAAUCUGGCUGUAGCUGAUGUCAAUUAUGCAUCUAGUGGCGUUGAUGUCAUUAAUAAGGCUUCCAUUCAAGAAGAUUUGCAACAUGAAUCAGCUUUGCAUGAUAUCUCAGCUGCUCAUGAUGCAACAAAAUUGCCUGAACCUGAUGUUGUUGAUGGUUCCUUUAUUGCCCCUAACUUUAAAGAUUCAGAUGACAGCAUGGAUGCAUGUUUACCUGAAUCUACUUCUGAAAUCAGUGAAGGCAACCUUGUAAAUGUUGAACCAACCAACUUGUCAAUUCCAACUGACCUUAGCAAUGAUCAUCAGGAGGGUUUGCCUGGAUCAAAUGUUUCCAAUGUUACCUUGGAUUCCACUUCUGCUACCAGUGCUCAUGUGCCCAUUGAGCCUGUGGCUGUGAUUAUAUCAGUUAGUUCAGAUGCAAUUUUAGAACCUGAGGUAGUGCCCAAAGAUCUUAUAGAGGCUGUAUCUUCACCUUCAUCUAUAGAAAAUGUUGAACUCAGCGAAAAGUUACAAGCCUCAAAUGAAAGAAAUAGCUCUUCCCUGGAAGUUCAUAACUUCAGUGAGAGUUGGUCUUCUGGAACAGCGUCUCUGUCAGAAUUAGCCAAUCAAUUUUCAAAUGAAAAAGAGACAUAUCAUCAAAAUGAGAUUAAUGAAAUCAGCUCAUAUUCUGUACCAACUACUAGGAGUUCCUUCUCCCCUACUGGUAUACCUGCUCCAUCUGUGGUUUCUGCAGCUCUACAGGUGCUUCCUGGGAAAGUUCUGGUUCCUGCAGUUGUUGAUCAGGUUCAGGGGCAGGCUCUAGCAGCAUUGCAAGUGUUGAAGAUUAUUGAGGCUGAUGCGCAACCUACUGAUCUUUGCACUCGUCGUGAGUAUGCUCGUUGGUUGGUGUCUGCAAGUAGUGCUCUUUCUAGGAAUACAGUUUCAAAAGUGUAUCCUGCAAUGUAUAUAGACAAUGUUACUGAACUUGCGUAUGAUGACAUUACUCCAGAAGACCCUGAUUUUUCAUCCAUUCAAGGCUUGGCAGAAGCAGGACUAAUCUCAAGCAAGCUUUCUCAACGCGAUUUGUUUAAUGAAGAUCCAGGCCCACUCUGUUUCUCUCCUGAAAGUCCAUUAUCACGUCAGGAUCUUGUAAGUUGGAAGAUGGCCCUUGAGAAAAGAAAACUCCCAGAAGUUGAUAGAGAGGUACUACAACAAGUUUCUGGUUUUAUUGACAUUGAUAAGAUAAACCCAGAUGCGUGGCCCGCGCUUGUAGCUGAUUUGUCUGCAGGAGAACACGGAAUAAUAGCACUUGCUUUCGGUUGCACAAGACUCUUCCAGCCAAAUAAACCUGUCACAAAAGCUCAAGCUGCUGUUGCCCUUGCAAUCGGGGAGGCUUCUGACAUAGUUAGUGAUGAGCUUGCUCGAAUUGAAGCAGAAUCUGCAGCAGAGAAUGUAGUUUCUGCCCACAAUGCUUUGGUAGCUGAAGUUGAGAAGGAUAUCAAUGUGAGCUUUGAGAAAGAGCUUUCCAUGGAAAGGGAAAAGAUUGAUCUUAUGCAGAAAAUGGCUGAAGAGGCAAGACAGGAAUUGGAAAGGUUGAAAUCAGAGAGAGAGGAGGAUAGAAUUGCCUUGAUGAAGGAGCGUGCUGCUAUUGAAUCAGAAAUGGAAACUCUGUCAAAGUUACGGCAUGAGGUGGAAGAGCAGGUGGAGAGCCUUAUGGGUAACAAGGUGGAGAUAUCAUAUGAAAAGGAAAGAAUUAACAAACUUAGAAAAGAAGCAGAGAUUAAAAACCAGGAGAUCGCCAGGUUACAAUAUGAGCUGGAAGUUGAGCGGAAAGCCUUGUCUAUGGCUAGGGGUUGGGCUGAGGACGAGGCUAAAAGAGUAAGAGAGCAAGUGAAAGCCCUGGAAGAAGCAAGGGAUCGGUGGGAGAAACAUGGUAUUAAAGUAGUAGUUGAUGAUGAUCUCCGUGAAGAGAGUGCUGGUGGAGUUACAUGGCAUAAUGCUGGCGAGCAAUUAUCAGUGGAAGGAAGUGUCAACAGGGCUCAGAGCCUGGUCGACAAGCUCAGGGGAAUGGCCAAUGAGGUUAGGGGGAAAUCUGAAGAAAUAAUCGAUAAGAUCAUUCAGAAGAUACUUCUCUUCAUCUCAGUUGUUAAAGACUGGGCAUCAAAGACCAAAACAAGAGCCGAAGAAUUAAAAGAUGCAACGAUCCUGAAAGCAAGGGGGUCGGUAAAUGAAUUGCAGCAAAGCACUGCAGAAUUCAAAUCGGCCGUCACCGAAAGUGCAAAGCGGAUAGCCGGAGACUGUAGAGAAGGGGUCGAGAAACUCACUCAGAGGUUCAAAACAUAACUCAAGCUCUUUGUCUUCUUUUCUUAUAGCCCCAAAAAUUUUUCUUGCCGGCAAUUGCUUUGCUCGCUCACGAAUAAGAAUAUCAAAAUUGAAAUCAAUAAAAAAACCAAAGGAAUUUCAUUUUGCA